Molecule: messenger RNA, 2175 nt
Organism: Procambarus clarkii (red swamp crayfish)
Lineage: Eukaryota; Metazoa; Arthropoda; Malacostraca; Decapoda; Cambaridae
Source: RefSeq, a predicted model, not a curated record
AUGAACUCCCAGCCAACAGUUUCUGGGUUCUCGGCACAACGGCGGGCAGCGAGGCCAGAGGCCACGCCUGUACGCCGCGAGACCAGAGGCCACGCCAGUACGCCGCGAGACCAGAGGCCACGCCAGUACGCCGCGAGACCAGAGGCCACGCCAGUACGCCGCGAGACCAGAGGCCACGCCUGUACGCCGCGAGACCAGAGGCCACGCAAGUACGCCGCGAGACCAGAGGCCACGCCAGUACGCCGCGAGACCAGAGGCCACGCCAGUACGGCCGCGAGACCAGAGGCCACGCCUGUACGCCGCGAGACCAGAGGCCACGCCUGUACGCCGCGAGACCAGAAGCCACGCCUGUACGCCGCGAGACCAGAGGCCACGCCUGUACGCCGCGAGACCAGAAGCCACGCCUGUACGCCGCGAGACCAGAGGCCACGCCUGUACGCCGCGAGACCAGAGGCCACGCCUGUACGCCGCGAGACGAGAGGCCACGCCUGUACGCCGCGAGACCAGAGGCCACGCCUGUACGCCGCGAGGCCAGAGGCCACGCCAGUACGCCGCGAGACCAGAGGCCACGCCUGUACGCCGCGAGACCAGAAGCCACGCCAGUACGCCGCGAGACCAGAGGCCACGCCUGUACGCCGCGAGACCAGAGGCCACGCCUGUACACCGCGAGACCAGAGGCCACGCCAGUACGCCGCGAGACCAGAGGCCACGCCUGUACGCCGCGAGACCAGAGGCCACGCCUGUACGCCGCGAGACCAGAGGCCACGCCAGUACGCCGCGAGACCAGAGGCCACGCCUGUACGCGGCGAGACCAGAGGCCACGCCUGUACGCCGCGAGACCAGAGGCCACGCCAGUACGCCGCGAGACCAGAGGCCACGCCUGUACGCCGCGAGACCAGAGGCCACGCCAGUACGCCGCGAGAGGAGCUCCCUGGCGGCUGCCCGCGUGUACCUCCCAACGGGUCCGGUAAGAGCUCCCUGGCGGCUGCCCGCGUGUACCCUCCCAACGGGUCCGGUAAGAGCUCCCUGGCGGCUGCCCGCGUGUACCCUCCCAACGGGUCCGGUAAGAGCUCCCUGGCGGCUGCCCGCGUGUACCCUCCCAACGGGUCCGGUAAGAGCUCCCUGGCGGCUGCCCGCGUGUACCCUCCCAACGGGUCCGGUAAGAGCUCCCUGGCGGCUGCCCGCGUGUACCCUCCCAACGGGUCCGUACAAGACAAGAGCAAUACUGCAGAGCCAGGUAAUAAAAUCAAUGAGAGCAACAGUGGGAAAGAAUGCAUAAAAGAAAGAAUUGGGACGAAAAACGGAGAUGGCUUCAAUAAAGAGGCGGCCAAGACAAGCGCAGCGGCGCUCCGAGGCUCCUACUUGGGCACUCAACAGCGCCCGGAGGGACCUCCCACUCUCCUCCACUCCCAUACUGACACACUGGGACCUCCUCCCACAUGUUCCAGCGCCCAGGCACCAGUUGCCACAUGUUCCAGCGCCCAGGCACCAGCUGCCACAUGUUCCAGCGCCCAGGCACCAGUUGCCACAUGUUCCAGCGCCCAGGCACCAGUUGCCACAUGUUCCAGCGCCCAGGCACCAGCUGCCACAUGUUCCAGCGCCCAGGCACCAGCUGCCACAUGUUCCAGCGCCCAGGCACCAGCUGCCACAUGUUCCAGCGCCCAGGCACCAGCUGCCACAUGUUCCAGCGCCCAGGCACCAGUUGCCACAUGUUCCAGCGCCCAGGCACCAGUUGCCACAUGUUCCAGCGCCCAGGCACCAGUUGCCACAUGUUCCAGCGCCCAGGCACCAGUUGCCACAUGUUCCAGCGCCCAGGCACCAGUUGCCACAUGUUCCAGCGCCCAGGCACCAGUUGCCACAUGUUCCAGCGCCCAGGCACCAGUUGCCACAUGUUCCAGCGCCCAGACACCAGUUGCCACAUGUUCCAGCGCCCAGGCACCAGUUGCCACAUGUUCCAGCGCCCAGGCACCAGUUGCCACAUGUUCCAGCGCCCAGGCACCAGUUGCCACAUGUUCCAGCGCCCAGGCACCAGUUGCCACAUGUUCCAGCGCCCAGGCACCAGUUGCCACAUGUUCCAGCGCCCAGGCACCAGUUGCCACAUGUUCCAGCGCCCAGACACCAGUUGCCACAUGUUCCAGCGCCCAGACACCAGUUGCCACAUGUUCCAGCGCCUAG